UCUCUCUGCAGCACACCGAGACACACCGGGGUGUUUGUUGUACAGAAGGUGGAAAGAAGUGCAGCAGAUGUGGAGGAUCUCCUGACAGGUGCACCUGCUAAAUGAAGAGAAUUUAUGUUGGACAUAUUUCUAACUGAAGAUCAACGGUGCUGAACUGAACCACAGCUGCAGAAUGGCAGCUGCCACGAAGCUCCUGGAUGAGAUGUGCCACCUGACGGCUCAGUCUCUGACAGCGAUGGACACAUCGGAGCACUUCCAGGUCCUAAAGCUGCUGGGUGAAGGCUCGUAUGGCAAAGUCAUGUUGGCUGUACACAGGAAGAGAGGUACUCCGAUGGCUCUGAAGUUCUUCCCUCGUGAGUCCACGUCUCUCUUCUCCUUCCUGAGGGAGUACAACCUCUCUCUCUCCUUCUGCACUCACCCGUCGCUGACCAGAGCGCUGGGAAUCGCCUACUCCACGCCUUCACACUACGUCUUCGCUCAGCAAGCAAGCCUCUUUGGCGACCUUUACGACGUCAUCUUGCCCGAGGUCGGUAUGGAGGAGGACUCUUGUCAGCGGGUGGUGUCCCAGCUCUGUGGCGCUCUGUCCCACCUGCACUCUCUUGGCUUCGUCCACAGAGACCUCAAACCAGAGAACGUCUUCCUGUGCGACUCCGCCUGCCGCUGGGUCAAACUGGGAGACUUUGGCAUGGUGAAGGCCGUGGGCACAAGGGUGCCGGAGGUCUGGUACAGCUCUCCUUACUGCACCCCCGAGUCCGAGAUCGCUCGCGGUAACGAGGACAGCUGGAGCAGCGAGGGCGAUAGAAAGUGUGCCGUCAAGGAGGAUGAAGAGGGGAAGAAGAAGGCGAGAGUUUGGGUGUCCGUGGAGCCCAGCACGGACAGCUGGGCGUUGGGGAUCCUGACCUACGCCAUGCUCACCGGCAGUCACCCCUGGGCCGAAACCGCCAGCGACUGCCGGUCGUACCUGAAGUACCGGGAGUGGUCCGACAGAGCGGAAGGCCUCGAUGACGACGAACUGGACGUGUGGGCGGGGCCGCAGGGCGAGGGCGGUUUAAUCGGUGCAGGACUUGCGGAAAAGGACGGGCCUCCCGUGGCGCCCCAGUUCGCGAGUUUCACCCCGCUGGCCUGCAGCUUCUUCCGGACGCUCCUCGACCCGACGCCCCGGCUCCGCAGGCGACCCGAGGUUGCGCUAAAUUACCUCGGAGGGGAGUGGGUGAUGGAGAAGGAGAGGGCGAGGCUGGAGGAGAAGAGGAAGAAGAGCGGAGGGAAAGGGGCGAUCAGGAACAUGAAAGAGAAAGAGGGGAGAGGAGAGAGAUAAGGAGUCAAAAUAAUGAGAACAUGAAAGCAACUCGUCACUUUUUACAUGACAACACGUGUUUUAUAAAGAAUAUGUGAUGUUUAGCUUAUUAAACCUGAUUCAUAUUGUUUUUAGUUCAGAGUUCAGCAACAUAGUCUGUUGUGCCUUUAAAAGCCAUUAUGGUCAUAAGAUCUUCUGGUUCAAGUGUCUCAAAGUUGAGAAUUUGCCGCUGUUUUUGGGGGUUUUCAUGACUGUAGAUUGUGACAAAUAUUUGUAAAUAUAUCCCUAAUAUUUCAACGUUAAUACAAACUAGACUACUAUAUAUCACGGUGUGAAAAGAAGCUACUCUUCAAAUGGUUUGAGAGCAACUGUGUUUAUUCGUGCUGUAAUAAAAAUGAAUAGCUGUAACGCUAUCAUGUCCUUGUAAAAGAUACCACCUUUAGUGCUCUGCGUCUAUAUUUGGGUUUAGACUUUUGAGCGUAUUCAUCACAGUAGGUUAUGAACUGUAUAUAGACUGUUUUUAUAGCCAACACGUCUGCCAGCAACUGAGAGGUGCAGUUCCAAAACACUUUGACCCAGUUCCAAGUCAUAAAAAAAAGUUUCAAAUGACAUAAAUAUUUCAUAAAAAUAAGCCUAUUCAAAGGCUCUUUCUGGAAGUAAAUAUUUAUAUGCUGCAUUUAUUUCUUCAGCAUCGUAAACGUAGUUGGCAGCAGGCCACUUUAAGCUAACGCUAGUUUUGUGUUUUAGCUUGCUAGCCUAAGCUGCUGUAGCACUUUGUACGUAACCACAAACCGCAUAUUCUUUCUCUUUAUCUUGUUCAUUUAUUACAUUUAAUGUAUUAAAUUCAAUAUAACCAGUUUGUGAUUUCAGAUAAAAAAGUCGCAAUUUAAAAAUCUGUCUGCUACUUCAGCACCACGGACAGCUCCAUGGAUUUACUCAUCAAUACACAUCACAGUGAGAGACAGUCCUACUGAAUAUAACAAAAAUACUGCAGCGUUAUUGACACAAUGUAUGUUUAUUUGUGUAUCUACAGACAUGUGUAGUCUAUAAAAUAUAUUUUAAAUGCA
Molecule: messenger RNA, 2361 nt
Organism: Anarrhichthys ocellatus (wolf-eel)
Lineage: Eukaryota; Metazoa; Chordata; Actinopteri; Perciformes; Anarhichadidae
Product: serine/threonine-protein kinase SBK2-like
Exons: 5
Coding region: 173-1315 (380 amino acids)
Biological process (GO): protein phosphorylation
Molecular function (GO): protein serine/threonine kinase activity; ATP binding
Source: RefSeq, a predicted model, not a curated record